Silurus meridionalis is the source of this 1505-nucleotide messenger RNA. RefSeq lists its product as uncharacterized. Gene Ontology annotation, cellular component: synaptic vesicle; plasma membrane; endomembrane system. The record is from RefSeq and is a predicted model, not a curated record. Gene Ontology annotation, molecular function: SNAP receptor activity; SNARE binding. The coding region runs from base 100 to 957 and encodes 285 amino acids. The transcript has 12 exons. Gene Ontology annotation, biological process: synaptic vesicle fusion to presynaptic active zone membrane; exocytic insertion of neurotransmitter receptor to postsynaptic membrane; intracellular protein transport. Lineage: Eukaryota; Metazoa; Chordata; Actinopteri; Siluriformes; Siluridae.
UGUAGCACAUCAGGAUAAAUCAGAACGGAAAGAAGAAAGGGGCAAGAUCAUUUGGUGCUUUAGAAGCACGCUUGACUCAACAGAGAGAAAAAUACCAAGAUGAAGGACCGACUGGCACAGCUGAAAGAAAAAACAGAUCAAUCGCCUGAUGAUGUGGAGAUCCAGUUGGAAAAUAAGGAAUUUAUGGAUGAGUUCUUUUCUCAGAUUGUGGAGAUCCGCACCAGUAUCGAUAAGAUCGAUGAGCAUGUGACUGAGAUCAAGCGACUGUAUUCUGUCAUCCUCUCUGCACCUACCUCUGACCAAAAGACACAAGAUGACCUGGAAGCUAUCACCAAUGAAAUCAAGAAAUUGGCCAACAAUGUUCGCAAUAAACUCAAAAGUAUCGAGCAGACUUUGGAGUUAAGUGCAGAGGAGAGAGUCUCCGCCGAUACACGAAUAAAAAAAUCGCAGCACGCUGUCCUAGCAAGAAAAUUUGUGGAGGUUAUGACCAGGUACAAUGAAGCACAAGUAGAGUUCAGAGAGAAGAGCAAAGGCAGGAUCCAGAGACAGCUAGAGAUCACCGGAAAAAGCACCACUGAUGAGGAGCUGGAGGAGAUGUUGGAUGGUGGCAAUGCUGCUGUCUUCACAGCAGGGAUCAUGGAUUCAGCCAUCUCCAAGCAGGCCUUGAGUGAAAUUGAAGCAAGACACAAAGACAUCAUACGACUGGAGAGCAGCAUUAAGGAGUUGCAUGACAUGUUUGUCGACAUUGCCAUGCUAGUGGAGAAUCAGGGAAGCAUAAUUGACAGGAUUGAAAGCAACAUGGACCAAUCUGUGGGCUUUGUGGAGCGAGCAGUGGCUGACACCAAAAAAGCAGCCAAGUUUCAGCAGGAAGCCCGGAGGAAACAAAUGAUGAUCACGCUGUGCUGCAUCAUUCUCGCGGUCAUCAUUGGCUCUCUCAUGUACAGCUGGCUGAAGUAAAUAUUCUGCUGGGCAAAAUGGUUUGGUGAAGAGGAGAUUUGGCCCAAGACCCAAGUCAAAGUGGAGGCUUAGACAUCAAUCAAAAGACGAUGCUGUAGACUCACAGGCUUUUUUGCCUUUCCUUUCUUUUAUUUCAAAUGUUUGUUAUUGUUUAAUUUUUUUUUUAUCCAAAAAACAUUUUUUCACUUUAAUUAUUCCUUGUAGGUCUACAGAGCAGUCUACAUAGAUUAUAAUGUCUAGUUGUUUUUGUUUUUUUGUAAACAGCCUGUUCUUCUUUGGUAGAUAGAUUAUCAGAAAACUAUAUUUUUCAAGGUUUAAGUAAUGCACCUACAUCAUCUGCCAUGUGUAUUUUAUGAAUUUUUAAUGGCUCUGUGUAAAACAUGAGAGUUUCUUCCUUUUGGGUUCACCUAUUUAACAAAACAAAAGGUAUGCUAUGCAGUUGUAUAAAUAAAUUAAAUAAAUAAAUCAAAGAAAUUGGAAAUAAAUUUGAAUUGUUCUUGUUAUAUAUAUAAUUUAUUGUGUAUUACGCUUUAACUUUCUUGGCUUAA